GCCUCAUUAGGCUCACUAUUUCUCAAAACAACAAUAAUAUAUAUUUCUAUGCAUAUAUACCAUCCAUUAUUUUUGUAGCAUGGUUAAUUUUCAAUAAUGUAUCAUUCAGUUCUUUCUAUUUAAUUUUUGAAUCUAUAAAAUAAAAAAAACUCUUCAACUUUUUAAUAUUCAACAUUAUAUAAAAAAGCACCCAAAGAAAAUGCCAACAGCAUAAUAAUAUUAUAAAGAAUGCAGAAAAAAUUGAAAAAAAGUAGGAGGAGAAAAAGCAACAUUUAUAGGCAGAGGCAGGACAUAGUCAUACACACCUUUGCAGAUGUAAUCUUCUCACCAAACCAAAUGCUACCAAACCCACCUUACCUGUAAUAAACUGAAUCUGUUUUUUGGGUUCUUCACUUCUUCCUUUAAGGCUGCUACCAUUUAGGAAGAGAGAAGAAAUGAUCGUGGCAACCCGUCAUACUAUAGUUGUCCCUAACCUCAGUCCAAUCUAUGAUGAUAGGUGAGCUCUUCUUGAGUUAAUGCAUGUUUACCAAGUUUGGGGUUAUGUUCUUGCUUGGUUGCCGAAAUCAAUUAAAGGAAUUUUGUAUCAAAUUUCAAAGUUCUCUUUCUUCCUUCUUCUUCUUGUUAUUUGGGGUUGAUAAAGACCUCUUUCAGGGGUUGAUUAACUGUUUGGAUCUAAUUUUGAGGAUGAUCAGUACUAAAUUUUGCAAGUUUUGUUGUGAUGGGGUUAACGUGAGGCGUGAAAGUAGAGGAAUGAAGUAUUGUGAUAAAGUGCAUCCCUCUCUCUGUGAGAGCUCAGAACCACCGUCCCCAUGUUUUGUGAAUCUCGAAACCAUCAAAAGUGAUAGCCUUGCCCAAUAUCUUGAAGCUUAUGAUUGUGAGUUUACAAUGCAACCGGUAACAAGCAAGAUUAUAACUUCUUUUAGUACUCAUCCUUCUCCGGUAUCUAUUUCACAAUCUGCCUGCAGGUGUAGGAGUGAUGAAGAAGAUGCUAAUGAUUUUGGUAAGCAUUUUUUGAGCCCUUCAACUAAAUAUUGUCAAGAUGUUUCAAAUGUAGAUUCACAUAGUCUUAAUGGUAGACAUGACUUUUAUAGUUGUAAGUCUGUGGGAUCAAGUCCUUCAGUUAAUCCCUUUAGAAACAAUUUUACUCCUUAUAGAGUUGGGAUUUCUGUACAGAAGAAGCAAGAAGGGAGCCCGAUGGCUCAAUAUGUUGCUCCCUUUUAUCAAGAAAACAUGGAUGCUUUAAGAAAGCCAAAUAUAGGGACCGAGGAACUUGAUAAUAUUUAUGAUUACUCUGAUGAUUUUAUUUUCCAUAAUCAUUAUGAAAAGUCACAAAAGCUUUUGGAUUUUGAAAACAAUGGCCUAAUAUGGUUUCCACCACCACCUGAGGAUGAGAAUGAGGAGAUAGAGAGUAACUUCUUCACAUAUGAUGAUGAAGAUGAUGAUAUUGGGGAUUCUGGCGCAAUGUUCUCAUCAAGUAGUAGCCUUUCAAGUAUGUUCCCAGUAAGGGAGAAACAAAACGAAGGAAUCAAAGAGCCCCUUAAAGCUAUAAUACAAGGGCAUUUUAGGGUUUUGGUGUUGCAGCUUUUACUAAGUGAGGGUAUCAAAGUUGGUAAAGAGGAUAAUGCUGGGGAUUGGCUUGACAUUAUCACAACAAUUGCAUGGCAAGCUGCAAAAUUUGUGAAACCAGAUACUAGCAGAGGAGGCAGUAUGGAUCCUGGGGAUUAUGUAAAGGUUAAGUGUAUAGCGUCAGGAAAUCCCAGUGAAAGCACCCUUGUCAAGGGAGUGGUAUGUACCAAAAAUAUAAAACACAAGCGCAUGACCUCACAAUACAAAAAUCCUAGAUUACUUCUUUUAGGAGGAGCCCUUGAAUUUCAGAAAGCUCCAAAUCAGCUGGCAUCGUUUAGCACAUUACUUCAACAGGAAAAUGAUCAUCUCAAGAUGAUCAUUGCAAAGAUUGAGGCUCUUCACCCUAAUGUUUUGCUUGUAGAAAAGAGUGUGUCUUCAUAUGCCCAAGAGUAUCUGCUUGAAAAGGAAAUAUCAUUAGUUCUCAAUGUGAAAAGGCCAUUAUUAGAGCGGAUAGCAAGGUGUAGUGGUGCUCUUGUUUGUCCAUCGAUUGAUAAUUUAUCUAUUGCACGCUUGGGCCACUGCAAAUUAUUUCGAGUCAAAAAAGUAUCAGAAGAACAUGAGAUUUCCAAUCAAUUGAACAAAAAACCAUCAAAAACAUUGAUGUUCUUUGAAGGUUGUCCCAGACGCUUAGGUUGCACGGUCUUGUUGAGAGGUAGAUCUCGUGAAGAACUAAAAAAGGUUAAACAUGUUGUCCAAUACGCUGUUUUUGCAGCUUAUCACUUAUCGCUUGAAACUUCCUUCCUUGCUGACGAAGGUGCUACUCUGCCUAAGAUGAAAGUAAAACAUUCAGUUAUUAGACCAGAGAAAAUGCAGUCUGACAAUGUCAUUUUAGUUGCCCCUAGUUCCUUUUAUCCUUCCAAUUUCAAUGCAAUAGGCAAUUCCUUCACUCAAAAUGAUGCAUCUCCAAGUCUUAAUCCAAAGCAAGGAAGCUUAGAAUCAUUUCCUAAUCAGGAUGAUCAAAUUCAUAUUUCCCCAUCUUUUGGUGGUUCUAUUCUAGAUACAUGCAAUGAUGAUUUAACACCUAUUGUGGAUAUGGAUUUGUGUUCUUUGGAACAAUUGAGUCGUUUACAAAUGCCUACUAUGUUUCCCUGUGAUAUUAGAGAUUUUCCCCAAUCUGAAAAGCGAGAAACUGUGACUGAAGAGGAGAGGCAUAAUAUGCAUGAAUUGGAAAAAUCUAAAAAGAUUAUAGAAGAUGAAGCUUCCAGUGGAUGUUUUUCAGCCACUGACACACACCAGAGUAUAUUGGUUUCAUUUUCAAGUCGGUGUGUUCUAAAAGGAACUGUAUGUGAACGUUCACGACUUUUUCGAAUAAAGUUCUAUGGGUCUUUUGAUAAACCACUGGGAAGAUACCUUCAAGAUGACUUGUUUGAUCAAGCAUCUUGUUGCCAGUCAUGCAAUGAGCCAACUGAAGCUCAUGUCAUAUGUUAUACUCACCGGCAAGGAAACCUGACAAUCAAUGUAAGGCGCCUUUCCUCUCUUAAGCUACCUGGUGAACGAGAUGGGAAAAUAUGGAUGUGGCACAGAUGCCUUAGGUGUGCUCAUAUUGAUGGGGUUCCUCCAGCAACUCAUAGAGUGGUUAUGUCUGAUGCUGCUUGGGGACUUUCUUUUGGAAAGUUUUUGGAGCUUAGUUUUUCAAAUCAUGCAACUGCUAAUCGUGUUGCAACUUGUGGUCAUUCCUUGCAGAGGGACUGCCUUCGUUUCUAUGGAUUUGGCAACAUGAUAGCAUUUUUUCGCUAUACCCCAAUUGAUAUACUAUCAGUACAUUUGCCCCUAUCAAUGCUUGAGUUUAGUGGGGAUAUUCAACGAGAGUGGAUAAGAAAAGAGGCAGCUGAGCUAAUGGUCAAAGUGGAAAUUUUAUAUGCGGAGGUAUUGGAUGUACUUGACAACAUUGAACAAAAGAAUAAUUCAUCAAAUGCAAGUGACUUAUCAAAUCAUAUUAUGGAACUAAGAGAUCAGAUUCAAAAGGAGAGAAAUGAUUACAUUAGUUUGUUACAACCAACUGCUAUCGAGACAUCACAUCUUGAUUUGACAACUAUGGACAUCCUAGAACUGAAUUGCUUAAAGCGUUCACUUCUAAUUGGUUUGCAUGUAUGGGAUCGACGACUUAAUUCAUUGGAUUCUCAUCUUGGGAAAGGUUCUGCAUUCAAAGGUAAACCUGGUCUCUCCAAGGAUGGGAAACUUGAUGCUUAUCGACAAAAAACCUACAAAUCUACAGAUUCACUAGAACCUCCUAAAAGUGACGCACGAUUGGAGCAAAACUCUAGUUUGCCAACCUUUGAAUCUGAUGUGCCAGAAGAAUUGGACCUUGCAUUGUGUAUUGAAAAUAAAGUGGAGAAUGAGGAAACAGAUAAAAGUGUCCAUUCUCCUACAUCUACAUUAUCUGAAAGAAUAGAUUCUGCUUGGAUAGGUACUGAUCUACUUACAUUAAAAGUUCAAUAUCCAGAAGCAUAUCAGGGAAAUGAGCUCCAAACUCGCUUGGUCAAGCCAACAAGUAAAAUCGAUAAUCUUCCUUUGAGAAAGGUAGCUUCUCCAAUGAGGGUUCAUUCUUUUGAUUCUGUAUUGAGACUCCAAGCAAGAAUUCAAAAAGGAUUGCACCCCUCAACAUUGCAUUUAUCAACACUUAAAUCAUUUCAUGCUACUAGAGAUUAUAGGACUAUGGUGAGAGAUCCUGUUUCUAAUGUGACAAGUACCUACUCUUAUACAUUGCCAUUUGAGGCACAAAAGUUGAAUUUAUCACUUCGAUCCACACCCACGUUAAUCAAUUGUGCAUCUCAUGUGGCUGAAGGGGCUCGGCUACUUCUUGUGCAGAGGGUUCACAGUGAUAUCGUUAUUGCUGUUUAUGACAAUGAUCCCGCAAGUAUAAUAUCAUAUGCUCUUAGUUCAAAAGAAUAUGAAGAAUGGGUUGAUGAUAAGUCCAUUAAAAUGGGAGGAGGUUGGAGUAUUAUUGAUAGAAGCAAAAAAGAUUCUGCAACUUCCAGCUUUUCACCCUGGCAGCCAUUUGGUUCACUUGACACGGAUUAUACACAUUUUGGAAGUUUUGGCUCUGAAGAUACUUCAUCAUCCAUUGGUGCCAUGUUUACUGAUACAAAAAGGUCUCCACAUUUAAUAGUUUCUUUUGGAGAUGACUCUUAUGUUGGUGGUGGCAUAGUGAAGUUUUCUGUUACUUGUUAUUUUGCAAAACAAUUUUAUUCUCUUAGAAGAAAAUGUUGCCCUAAUGAAGUGGAUUUUGUACGUUCCUUAAGCCGCUGUCAGAAAUGGAGUGCACAAGGGGGAAAGAGCAAUGUGUAUUUUGCCAAAUCGUUAGAUGAGAGAUUCAUUAUAAAGCAAGUACAAAAAACAGAGCUAGAAUCUUUUAAUGAAUUUGCACCAGAGUACUUCAAGUAUUUGUCUGAUUCUCUUAGCUCAGGAAGCCCAACUUGCCUUGCAAAAAUUCUUGGUAUUUAUCAGGUCUCUGUAAAACACUUGAAAGGUGGGAAAGAAACAAAAAUGGAUCUUGUGGUAAUGGAGAACUUAUUUUUCAGAAGAAGUAUAUCUAGGAUUUAUGAUCUUAAGGGCUCUGCAAGAUCACGAUAUAAUCCAGACACAUCAGGAAGAAACAAAGUACUAUUAGACAUGAAUCUGUUAGAAACAUUGCGAACAGAGCCUAUUUUUCUUGGAAGCAAGGCAAAGAGAAUUCUCGAGAGAGCUAUUUGGAAUGACACAUCUUUCUUGGCAUCUAUCGCAGUCAUGGACUACUCGUUAUUGGUUGGAUUGGAUGAGGAGCACAAUGAGCUUGUAUUAGGAAUCAUUGAUUUCAUGAGACAAUAUACCUGGGACAAGCACUUGGAGACAUGGGUUAAAGCAUCUGGGAUACUAGGUGGGCCAAAAAAUGCGUCCCCAACAAUUAUUUCUCCCAAACAAUACAAGAAAAGAUUCCGAAAAGCAAUGACUGCAUAUUUUCUCACAGUACCUGAUCAAUGGACUUUGUGAUUUGUUUCAUCAUUGAUUCAUUGGUUCAUUAAUAAGGUUCAAGUAAUUCUAAUUGUUGAUAAAUUGAGAAGGGCCCUCUAUUCUCUCAAUAGUUGUAGGUUUUGCUCAUUUAUCCUCUUCUUUUUCUUUGUGGGUAGAAUUUUCCUUCCAUUUAUGCAUAUGGAAAAGGAACAAAGUUUCUUUUAGAGGACUCUUUUUAAUGACCUCUAAACGAAAGGAAGAGUUGAGGGGCUCCUUUGUAAUUUGUAUAUUUUUUCUCUUUAAUUUAGUGCAUGUGCAAAAGUUUUCAGGAAUAA
Messenger RNA from Gossypium arboreum, 5891 nucleotides. RefSeq names its product putative 1-phosphatidylinositol-3-phosphate 5-kinase FAB1C. Gene Ontology annotation, cellular component: endosome membrane. Gene Ontology annotation, molecular function: 1-phosphatidylinositol-3-phosphate 5-kinase activity; ATP binding. The record is from RefSeq and is a predicted model, not a curated record. Gene Ontology annotation, biological process: phosphatidylinositol phosphate biosynthetic process. The transcript has 14 exons. Bases 520 to 5595 code for a protein of 1691 amino acids. NCBI's taxonomy places the organism in Eukaryota, Viridiplantae, Streptophyta, Magnoliopsida, Malvales, Malvaceae.